AUGGAAAAUACGAUAACCCAAGAUGACCUUAGAAGCAUGCAAUACAUGAACGAGGCUGUAUUUUCUACACUGCUAUUGGGGUUUUCUAUUUGGAGAUCAUCUAGAAGCACGCUCCCCAGCUACAAUAUAUUCAAAGGAAAGCUCAGAAGCCUUGGAUCACUGUUCAUAUUGACUUCGAUAUUGUUUUCAACAGUUUAUAUAUGUACGGUUGCAUAUCUUAGUACAAGGGUUGAUAUAGAUAAGCUUUGGAUAGAGAUUAACGGAGUGUUAGAUGCAAAGUAUCCUAUAAAAUACAAGAGCCUGAGUGUUGAUCUGGUGUAUAUUCUGAACAUCUCUCUUAGUGUGUCUAGAGUUCUUAGAAUGUCAGCUAUUUUCCUUUUGAUUGGAUUGUGGGGGCCAUGUGCAUAUUCAGUGUUCAACAGUGGAGAACGAGCAUUUGAUGUAUUCCGAACAAAUAUGUCUGUGGCAAGAACCUUUGUUACGAAAUCUAUAUUCAACACUUCGGUCAUUACUUUCUCAAAGAUAUAUGCAGUUUUGAGAGCACCUUUGAUUUUGUACUAUUACAGCAGACCUAAGAUAGGAAAUGAAAAAACGGCUAUUUUCAUGGAAUCGUUCUUCUUGGGAAGUGAAGUUUAUCUCUCAGUGGUGCUGUUGAUGAUUCUCAAAGCAAAGCAUGGAUUUCUUUCUGAAUACAAAUCACUUGACAGUACAAAUCUACUAAGUUUUUGCUUGAUGCUCCAUGGGUUCCUCACAUACACGGUAAAUACUGUAGCAAUUCCAUUUGAGAUGACAGAAUUAUAUUACCAGAUUCAACAAAGCUUGAAUUUCGGUAUAAGACUUAUUCUGGAUAUGCUCUUGAUUUCUAUGUUCUGUCCGAUGCGUGAUCAAUUAUUUGAUGUUCCUUUAAACAACAAACAUGCAAAAAACCUUGAAGUAACAAGAAUCUCACGAUUUGAAGAUUCUGGACCCAUAGUUCAGGAAAUAGAAAGUAUAAUUGAGUUUGAAGAGAAGGAAAUAGCAAAAUAA
Molecule: messenger RNA, 1026 nt
Organism: Ordospora colligata OC4
Lineage: Eukaryota; Fungi; Microsporidia; Ordosporidae
Exons: 1
Coding region: 1-1026 (341 amino acids)
Source: RefSeq, a predicted model, not a curated record